Messenger RNA from Acomys russatus (golden spiny mouse), 1012 nucleotides. It is a transcript of the gene Immp2l, whose product is annotated as inner mitochondrial membrane peptidase subunit 2. Gene Ontology annotation, cellular component: mitochondrial inner membrane peptidase complex; membrane. Gene Ontology annotation, biological process: mitochondrial respiratory chain complex assembly. Lineage: Eukaryota; Metazoa; Chordata; Mammalia; Rodentia; Muridae. The record is from RefSeq and is a predicted model, not a curated record. Gene Ontology annotation, molecular function: serine-type endopeptidase activity. The transcript is spliced from 7 exons. The coding region runs from base 220 to 747 and encodes 175 amino acids.
GGCCGCGCGGUUGCCCUCUUAGUCCGCCCUCUGUCUCCCUGUUAGGGAACCUGAACCCCGAUUCUGGCGGGUAGCUGACCUCCCCUCCCCGCCCAAGGGUGGCCACAGAGCAGCUGGGAGGGAGCUCUGCUCCUCAAGUGGAUUUUGGCCAAAUUGGGCGAGGGUACAAUAUUACCACUUACCCCUUCUCACCGAGGAAGAGCGGGAGAAAGGGUAAGCAUGGCACAGUCACAAGGCUGGGUGAGAAGAUGCUUCAAGGCCUUCUGUAAAGGCUUCUUCGUGGCAGUGCCUGUGGCGGUCACGUUCCUGGAUCGGGUAGCCUGCGUGGCUCGAGUAGAAGGAGCCUCUAUGCAGCCUUCUUUGAAUCCUGGGGGAAGCCAGUCCUCAGAUGUGGUGCUUUUGAACCAUUGGAAAGUGAGAAAUUUUGAAGUACAGCGUGGUGACAUUGUUUCUUUGGUGUCUCCUAAAAACCCAGAACAGAAAAUCAUUAAGAGAGUGAUCGCUCUUGAAGGAGAUAUUAUAAGAACCAUUGGACACAAAAACCGCUUGGUCAAAGUCCCCCGUGGUCACAUGUGGGUUGAAGGCGAUCAUCAUGGACACAGUUUUGAUAGUAAUUCUUUUGGACCGGUUUCUCUGGGACUUCUGCAUGCCCAUGCCACACAUAUCUUGUGGCCUCCAGAGCGCUGGCAGAGAUUAGAAUCUGUUCUUCCACCAGAGCGCUUCCCAAUCCACACUGGAGAGGAGUAACUGCACCGAGGCCCAUCAUAGGAGGGGCUGCAGACACCAGAAGCCUCCUGCCAAAGGAAGAUGCUCCACUGUUGCUGAGCAAGAGACCUCUCUAUGUCUUUAAGGUGCUCUGGAAUUUUCAAGAAAGAUUUUCAAUAUUAAACAGUACUAAAUGACACCCGAUUGUGUGUUUUAUUUAAUCGCAUAUUGUUUAUCACCAAAACUAUGCAAGCUUUGGAGAGCCUGAAAGCAUUCUGCCUGUGUACACAAAGGAGGGCAAUUGGGG